UAUUUUGUAAUUUGUAACCGUUUUCGGGAAACCAUAUCAAUUUAAAAGUUACGAUGUAGCAACAAAUCAUCCACGUUGAGAAAUAUCCCUUGCCCGACUAAAAGUUUGUAUUCAAUUCGGUACAAUACAAACAAAAAGAUUUAUUUGAAAUUGUGACGUCAAACGCGAAAUGUCUGCUAAAGAAACCAAAAAAGGUUUUGUUCAUACCGCAGUCCUGGAAGACAGAAAAAUCAUAACUUUUCCGGCAAUGAACAAAGAUUGUUUCACACCAUUUGAAAUAUCCGACUUUAGCCAUAAGACUUAUAAAAAAUGCUGGAAGGAUGGUGAAUUUAUUUCUGGAAACUGGUUGAAUGUGUGUAAAGUUAUUAUUUUAGGUGACGUUUCCGUUGGAAAAACGUCAAUAGUAAAUAGGUAUUGUAGAAAAAUGUUUGAUACCAACUAUAAAUCUACCAUUGGAGUAGAUUUUGAAAUGGAAACGUUUGAAAUACUGGGAGUUUCAUUCACUUUACAGAUAUGGGAUACAGCAGGACAAGAGAGAUUCAAAUCUAUCGCCCAAUCAUAUUAUAGAGGCGCUCAUGUUAUCUUAUUAGUAUUCGAUUUGACAAGUUUGGACACACUGUACUCCUGCCAAAAAUGGCUUUCAGAGGCCCUGAUGUCUGUAACUGAUCCAAUCAUAUUUAUGGUAGGAUCUAAACUGGAUUUGGUGAACCGAUUUUCAUACGACCACAUAACGAAAAGUGCUUUCAAAUUAGCGCGCAAGUUGAACGCAGAAUAUUGGCCAGUAUCGUCUAGGACAGGAAGAAAUCUGAAUGCUAUGUUUAAUCGGGUAGCAGCAUUGUCUUUUGAUGAAUACAUAGUAAAAUCUGACGAUGAACCAGUUUUAGGGGUGCCUAUUGGAAAAAGCUUAAUAGAUCUGAGGCAAGAUGACGUUCAUCAAAGGGCAAAGAAAAACUGCUUUUCUUCAAAAUGCAAAUAAGUCAAAUAAUAAUUAAACUCUUUAGAGAAUUGUGAGCUAUUCCACAGCUACUAAUAUGGGUCACUUGGAAUUGGGUCCAAACAGAAAGAUUUUUCCAGCCUCUCUCCAAACUAUUAAAAUAUUUGAAAUGCGUGAGUCUUCCCUUUAUACUUUGUGAGCAAAAGCGUUUUUCUAUUCAAUCUUUACGAUAUUUUUAGUAUCUACAAUAAAUGGCUACCUCAAA
Molecule: messenger RNA, 1199 nt
Organism: Acanthoscelides obtectus
Lineage: Eukaryota; Metazoa; Arthropoda; Insecta; Coleoptera; Chrysomelidae
Source: the annotation of a GenBank genome assembly